UUUGCAAUAUUUUAUUGGUUUCCCUUGAAAUAUAUGUUAUUAAACGAUAUAGUAUAUAAUCCGUUGAAGAAUGUAGAGACCAAAGGCAGAUCUCGCCGCUAUAACCGGUCUAUGAUAGAACGGUUGCCGCGGUGACGGAUUAACCAGAGUAGCCUUCAAUAUCACCAUCAUCAAUGGCAAUUACGUCUAUAAAGAUUUUUUUUGAAGAACAGUAAAACGGGAAAUUCAAUGACUGUACCAGCCAAAUAUACCGGCAAAGGAAAAGAAACCAAAUAGGCCUAGGCUGUAUCGAAUUAGGACGCAACACGGAACUGAAACUGAACAGAACAGAAGCGAAUUUGCCUUGACUCUAAAAAUGAACUGAGCACAAUUUAGAAAGGAAUUAAUAGAAUCCGUGGCAGUUGCGUGGUGUUUGGGUGUCGUCAUGUAUCAUUUCUCAAGAAGGAUAUGUUUCUGCUGGGAUCACAUUUAUUUAUGGACAUGAGACGGUGUAGCCUAUAGGCUACUACUCAUUUAGCAACUGAUUAGGUACGAAAUUUAGUUAAUUAUAAUUUUGGCCUGUACAAUUUAUGGUAAAUACCUCAUUAGUUUAUAGCCUAUUAAUGUUUACGUUUUCCACAUUAACAUUGGCAAUGUUCCCUUAUGUAAGAUAAUAAUAAUUUAAUCGAACUAUCCGCAAAUGCAGGUAAUUUGUUCGGACUGGGUGCUUAUUAUUAUGGUAUAGCUAUUAUGUAGCCUAUAAUGUAAAGGUUCAGAGCAUUCGGUUUUUCACAUUGAGAAAACAUAUCUUUAUUAAAAAACUAUUGUCUUGUCUCAGAUUUCAUCCCACUCGAAGGCAGAUGCACGAGGCAGGACAAAACAGCCACCUAGGAGAAGAAAUUCGAAUCUAUAAAUUCUUCAGCCUGUUUAAUUACGUCGAUGACAGGCAGUGAAAGCUGUUUUAGUGAAAUACAAUAGAAAAACAGAGGACGCAUCUGCACGGAUAACCUGACAGAACGGAAAAGCCUGAGGGAAGUGGUGGUCCUUUUAAAACCCCGUUAUGCAGAGACGAGACAAAAAGGCAGUUAUGCGAUGAACUCAGAAGGUGAGACAGAAAUCAAUUCAUACAAAUUACGUACACAUGACAAGAGUGAAGACGCUGGAUCAUGACAUUGAGUUAAUGCAACGUUUGCAUAUCAUUUUUUAUCCCAGUUGCAUUUGGCAUUAAGCCUCGUAAGAUGAUUUUUAAAUCAUUAAUAACUAGCAAACAGGUGUCUACGGAUUAAUCGAAUAUCCAAAUCACAAAAAGGUGAAGAGGACGACGUUAAGAAGCAUUCCAGCACCCUGCUAAGGAUAAUGGAAGUAGAUCGGGACAUGUACCGGCAAUUUCAGGACUGGUGUCUCAGGACAUAUGGGGAUUCAGGGAAGACAAAGACCGUGACUCGUAAAAAAUACGAAAGAAUUGUCCAGCUCCUGAACGGGUCUGAGUCCAACUCAUCAGACAAUGCAAAGUUCAAAUUUUGGGUAAAAUCUAAAGGAUUUCAGCUUGGCGUUCCAGAUGAUAACAGCGAAGAAAAACAAGUGCUCUACGUUCCAGUGAAAACAACGGAUGGUGUAGGGAUGGAUGAAAAAGUGUCCUUGAGACAAGUUGCUGUGGUGGAGGAUUUCUUUGACAUCAUUUACUCCAUGCAUGUUGAGCGCGGAACCAAUGGGGAGAAAAUACGGAAACACGCAGGGCAGAAAAGAACAUACAAAGCGAUUUCAGAGACCUAUGCAUUUCUACCACGAGAAGCAGUUACAAGGUUUUUGAUGAGCUGUUCUGAAUGCCAGAAGAGAAUGCAUUUGAGCCAAGAAGGUGGAGAACAUAAAGAAAAUGGAAAGCAACCUACUUUAGUCACCAGCAUAAUUGACUACAACAUGCCAAUUACCAUGGCCUACAUGAAGCACAUGAAGCUGCAGCUGUUGAAUUCCCAUAAUGAUGAGGACAGCUCUGUAGAUAGCCAUGAAUUUGACAUGAGUGACUCUACAAGGAUGUCAGCGAUGAACUCUGACCUGGGCUCCAAUGGGGAGGACAGGAUGAACAGUCCACAGACUCGGCAGUUGCAUAAGGAUGAUGACUCCAUAGUUGACACAAUCACUGGCAGUGAAAGCAUGACUUGCAUCCCAGCAAUGGAAAAAGCAGACCACUGUCAGGAACAUCCUAACAACAACUGCAGACCAGCGAUGGACCAGCACAAGCAGCCUUUGAGUCACCAUGACUGCCCCUUAGUGGCCACAUGCUAUACAGAUGGCCAUAUUGCCAAUGGAAGCAGCAAAUUUAAGGUUAUUUCUGUCGAUGGCCAGGAGAAUAAGACAACAGAAAAUGGUAGUAAGUCUCCCACACACAGCCACUCUAGCUGUGACUUUGAAAAGUACGAGAAUGGAGGAGAGCUGGCACCAUCUCUCAACCAAAGAGUAGAUGAUGAUGACUGUGAAGACCAUGGCAACCAAGAUGACUGUGAUAAAUCCAAGGAGGCUGAGGGCCUGCAGGCAGAACAGCUUAAGAUCUUCAAUCUACAGCCAGUUCCUUCACAUCCAUCAUCUGUGGCUGCAGAAAACAUCCUGGUCACUGCUUGUGAGAGUGAAAGCAAGAAGAUGCGACUCCAGGGACCACAGGAUGAAGAGUUUUCUAAUGAAAAACACAGUACAGAAGAAAAAGCCCCAGCUGAUACCACUACACAGGAGGUGCUGUAUAUCAAUGGUAAUGGAACCUACUGUUGCCAUAAUUACAGCGGGUUAGGGGGAGGACCAAUGAACCUCACUGAAGCUGCUUGCAGUGGGCCCACAGAUCUCAGCAUGAAGAAACAACUGACACCCAGCCCUGGCUCAUCCAGCAAUGGCAGCCUUCAACCCCAGCUCAACUCCACUGAAAUGAACACGGUCAGGCAGCUCAUAGCUGGCUACCGGGAAUCUGCAGCCUUCCUGCUCCGCUCAGCCGACGAACUUGAGAGUCUCAUAUUACAGCAAAACUGAUGACUUUGGAAAAGAGGAAUGACCUUCCGCAUUUUCUGUUAGUGUCACUCGGUGCUUGAUUAUCUUGUCACUGUUUUUGCAUAGUUUAAUUUGUCUACCAUAGCUAGCUGCUGGUUGGAAAAAAGAGUGUCUUGCCAUGGGCUGUUUUGAACCGUUCAAACACAUGGCAAUCCAUCAGGUAGGGUUAACAUGUUUGACCAUGAUGCACUUCAAAAAGGUAUGGUAUGCAUGUGCAAUAUUUCUGAAGGGUGCUUUUGCGUUUUUUUCAUUAUGCCCUGAUUUGCUAACCUUUUCCAAUUGUUUGUGGUGCAAUACUGGUGUAACAAUAUUUUCUAUUGAUUUAUUUAAUUAAAAAUUUUUUUUUUUUUUUUUUUUUUUAAGGAAAUUACAGAUUUACUGUCAGGGGGACCAUUAACUAUGUUGGAUAUUUUUGUAAAAUUUGUUUUACAAAGGAAAUUGCAAGGAGAAAUUAACACUAUUUAAUACAAAUACAAUCAUGUAUUAACUACAGAGAACUAUACUGAUUUGUUUAUUUUUAGUCCCAUCUAAUUUAAUCUUUUGGAAAGAAAGGUGCAGAGAGAUUUGGAAAUUUAAAAAAUUAACAAUAAUAACACAGUAACCCAAACACUUACCAAGUGUUUCGAUCUGAGAUGCAUUCUAUGUCUAUUAAAAACUUAACUACAUACUUAUUGAUGUAGACUGAAACGAUCAAAGGGGAGAUUUACAUACCAAGGAACUUAAAAUAUUUGAAAUUACAAGUGUUCGAAUCAACAAAAAUAACAAUUUAUUAGGUCAGCUGAUAACUGCAAUCGGUUUCUCAGUUGCUGAACAAAUGUAACUAAUUGCAUUCCCAGAUUACUUUUGUAAAGUUAACAAGCAUGACUACUUUUGGAAACUGCCUGUUGACAUUUUUUCCCGAAGCAGUAGUAAAGAAAACACUUUGAAGCACAAAAACCUGAAACUGGAAGAGGGGUUCCAGUCCCCUAUUUUCAUCUUCGGAACAGCUGCUGCUGAAUUUAGACAUAUCAUAUUUAUAGCUAUGUAUGUGUAUAUUUGUGAAUGCAUGUGUGCACGUGUGCUGUAUUAAGCUGCAUCUGUGGGCUUAUUGAGAUGAGCUCAUUUAUGUGCAAUCUAGGAUGAACCACUCUUUUCAAUCACACAGGUGCAAAUAUUAGAUCAAAAAGGGGUAAUUAAGAGUUCUUAAAAAGCACUUAUGUUCUUCAAGUCAGACUUGGGUCCUGUAUCUAUUUGACUACCAAUCCAUCCUUAAGGCUACAUUCCUUACAGUGAAGGUUUUAUAUAUAGAUAUGGGUGUAUCCUUAAAGACCCUGUGUAAUCAAAAUCAAUAUAUUUUUUUAAAUACAACUU
Messenger RNA from Anguilla rostrata (American eel), 4359 nucleotides. RefSeq names its product nucleolar protein 4-like. The transcript has 10 exons. NCBI's taxonomy places the organism in Eukaryota, Metazoa, Chordata, Actinopteri, Anguilliformes, Anguillidae. The record is from RefSeq and is a predicted model, not a curated record. Bases 1336 to 2991 code for a protein of 551 amino acids.